UUAUUUUUUUGUAAGUUGUAUUCAUUGGAGAAAAGUUGCCAAAUAUUUUGUUAUUAAAAUUAUAAGAGGAAAAAUGUCGACAAAGGGAAAAAUGAAUACAAUUUUUCCAUCUUGUGGAGAUGAAGCUAAAGACUUAGAACCCAUAGUUUUUCAUGUUCCUGCUACUUAUAGUAAUAAAGUAAAAAUGCAUGGUUGGCACAUGGAUACAUUAGAAGAACCUAGGGACAAUACAGACAUAUUUCCACCAAAAGGAAAUCUUUUUAAAUCAUCAUAUAAAAGAAUAGGAACAGGAGAUACUCGUACAGGAAUUUCCGAAACACAAGCAAUGUUGUCUCAGAUAGAAUUGAAGGAUUUAUACAAACCAGUUUAUCCGCAACGUACUUUACAUAAGAUGAGGGCUCUUGCAUAUGGACAGAUAGAAGAAGAAAAGGAAUCUACAUUAACAGAUUUAUUAUAUGAUUCUGAAGAAGCUAAACAUAUGGAUUAUAGAACGACACAAGAAAUUCAUUAUAGAUUACCUUAUCCCAUGAGGCCAAGAUCAUUACUACCUCCCCCACCACCAGAACCAUGGUUGUUAAAUAGAAGAACUAUUGGUUAUAGUCUUGAACAAUUAGAAAAAAGGGAUGGUGUAAAUACAUUUUUGGAUGAUAACAUGGAGCUCCAUAGGAAAAUAGCUGAUUUAAAAAUGAGAAGGAAUAAGUUACAUGAAAUAACAUCUAAAAAUUAAAAAUGUUAUCAUUGAUUUGCCAAUAAUCGGAAAUAUAUAAAA
Messenger RNA from Osmia lignaria (orchard mason bee), 769 nucleotides. RefSeq lists its product as uncharacterized. Lineage: Eukaryota; Metazoa; Arthropoda; Insecta; Hymenoptera; Megachilidae. Gene Ontology annotation, cellular component: plasma membrane. The record is from RefSeq and is a predicted model, not a curated record.